Molecule: messenger RNA, 9563 nt
Organism: Rhipicephalus sanguineus (brown dog tick)
Lineage: Eukaryota; Metazoa; Arthropoda; Arachnida; Ixodida; Ixodidae
Gene: RasGAP1
Product: ras GTPase-activating protein 3-like
Biological process (GO): intracellular signal transduction; regulation of GTPase activity
Source: RefSeq, a predicted model, not a curated record
GCGCUCUCAUGAAUGAGCUCCGCUGCUCUCGCGAUUUCUCGCGUAGUGACGGGAUUUCGUGAAGUAAAACAUGGAAGAUGGCGGCUGAUAAUGAUGUGCGGUUAAUAGAGCGAUUACGCGUUGUGAUCGGCGAAGCAAAGAACCUGCCGCCAAGGAGCCAUGGCUCGGUGGAACAGCGUGACGUCUACUGCGCCAUCAAGCUCGACCAGGAGGAGAUAUUUCGAACGACGACCAAGGAGAAAACCCUCAAUCCAUUCUUUUCCGAGGACUUCCAGUUUGAAGUGCCAAGGGAGUUCCGGUACCUAUCGGUCUAUGUGGCUGAGCGAGAGCGGGCCUCCAACAAGGACAAAGUCCUGGGCAAGGUCUCUAUCAAGAAAGAGGGCAUGCACAAGUUCUAUGGCAAAGACAACUGGUUCCCUAUCAUGCCCGUGGACGCUGACUCGGAAGUGCAGGGGAAAGCCCAUAUCUCUGUUAGGUUAGAGCCGUCAACAAAGUCUUCCAUAUACGGACCCUGUGCAAAACUCGUAGUUAGAGUGACAGAAUGCAGCGACUUGAUGGUGAAUGGCUCCUGCAACCCAUACGCUCAAGUGACCCUGUGCCAUGGCAACACCAAGCAGGAGACCCGCAAGAGCAAAGUUCGCCGGAAAACAGUCUGCCCCCGCUUUGAGGACAGCUUCGCGUUUGACCUCAAGCCACAGAGGUCAGACAAGCAGAUACGCUCCAUAAAGGAUGAGUUCAGCAACCUUGAACUUAGGGUGUGCCUGCAGCACGACCUCAGUGGCGUGGGUGGCAUGUUUGGAAGCUCGUUCCUCGGGGAGGUGCGGAUCCCCGUGCGUGACCUCGGUUUGGAACGAGGCUGUUCCCACCAAGCCUGGUACCUCUUGCAGCCACGCUCGGAGGGUCAGCGCUCUCCCCCCACUGCCACGGGAUCGUCGUCAGCCAAUGGAGCGACAGCAGGCAGCCUCGGCUCCCUGCGGCUCAAGCUAUUCUUUACAUCGGACCGGGUCUUCUCUAGUCACUUCUACCGGGACCUUCGUGAGCUCUUGCUCAUGUCACCCAAUGUAAAGCCAGUGACGUCUAGUGCAGCUUACGUGUUGGGCGAGAUGGUGCAACACAAAGACGACGCGGCUCAGCCUCUGGUGAAGAUAUUCAAGAGCCACAGUUCCGUACUGCCUCUGCUGCGAGCGCUGGCCAGCUGGGAGGUGGCUGGUGCAACAGACCCGCACACUAUUUUCCGAGGCAACACACUGGUGUCCAAAUGUGUUGAUGAGUACAUGAAGCUGACGGGCAUGCUGUACCUGCAAGAUACUCUCAAGACAGUGGUGGCAAAGAUUCUAACUGAGCGGCUUCCCUGCGAAAUCGACCCCACAAGGCUGAAGGAUGGAGAGUCCCUGAAAGUAAAUGAGGCACACCUCCGAGGCUAUGUGGGGGCUGCACUGUCGGCUAUUGUGGGCUCGUGGGUGGCCUGUCCGUGGGAACUGUGCGACCUGUUCUCUAUGCUACGAAGCCUGGCAGCCGACCGCUUUCCCGGCCGCAAGGAGCUGCAGUACUCGGUGAUUUCUGUCUUCCUCUUCCUGCGCUUCUUCGCGGCAGCCAUUCUCAGCCCCAAGCUCUUCGAGCUCUCCUCCCGGCCCAUUGACGAGCAGUCUCACAGGACACUAACACUGGUGUCCAAGUCCAUACAAACCCUUGGGAACCUCGUCAGCUCCACAUCAGCACAGCCUUUUUAUAAAGAAGACUACAUGAAAGAGUUUUAUGAAAACUUUAUCACUGAAGAGCACAAGGAAGCUGUGAGACAGUACCUUGAGCUUAUUUCCUUGAAGAAUGUCCCAAUGAGAAACCUUGACACGCCAUCCAUAGUCCUGAAGGAAGGAACUAUGACCAAGCGGGCACAAGGGCGCAACAAGCUCGGCCUCAAAAACUUCAAGCGCCGCUACUUCUGCCUCACCACUAAGGAGCUGUACUACUCAAAGACGAAAGACUCGAGUCCAUUGUGCACCAUUCCACUGUAUGAAAUUUUGGGAGUGGAAAAAGUGCAGGAAGACUCCUUCAAGAUGAAGAAUGUGUUCCAGGUGAUACAGAAGUCUCGAGCAUUGUACAUCCAGGCCAACAACUGCGUUGAAGAGAAGGAGUGGCGGACAAUCCUCACCCGCAUCUGCCAUUUCAACUUGUGUCGCAUCCACACCUACCACCCGGCUGCCUUCCUCAAGGGCCACUGGCUCUGCUGCAAGGAAGAAAGUGAAACAGCACCUGGAUGCUCUCCCGUGACCUCGUAUAACCUCGCCGACAUCAAGGUGACCAUCGACACAGACCGGGAGAUGCAGCGGGUCCAUUCUAUCUUCCUCAAACAGAUGCACAUUAUUGAGAGGCUUAUAGAGACUUGCCAGCAGCAAUUGCAAAGCACUGCCAUGCCAGGUGUUGAGUUCAGGCUUCCCUCUGGGUUUGUGCUCGAGGACCCAGCCAGCUUGCAUACCACGUUGUCUUCCAUCAAGACCUUUGUGGAGAACAUGGAGGUCAAGCAUGAACGACAUCGGCACCAUCUGUACCGACAGACGCAGUACGGCUCCAAGCAAGCACCCAUAGGGGACGACAACUACUUGCUCAUGUUUGCGCGGCAGCAACAGCAGAGGACCGCCUCCGUGCCCAGUGCCUCGUCGCUGGCACGACCCCUUACUAGUGAUCUCAACAUUCCUGUACCACCUAUCCCUGCACCAGCGCUGCCUUCCCCGGGCAAUGCCAACGGAAGCCUGGUCAGCCACAUGGACGUGCCUUAGCCUACGCUGCUUCAGCUCUCAUCUUUCCGAAGUCACACGGCUUCUCUGCCCUUCCAGUGCACACUGCCGGUCCCGUUGCUAUGAGGGAACAGGAUCCGCAUGGCGCCAAGCCCGAGGCACUUGGGUAGACGUGCCAACUUCUCUAUGCCUUCUCUAACGGCAUUCCCCCGUGUGCUCCCCUCUUUGCAUUGGCCAAACGUGAGCACAUGGGCCCCGAGUUUCAGCCACAGUGGGAGUCCAAGCCACGUUUCUUCCUAGUCGGCCACCCGAGGUCCUUCUCAUUCGCUCUUCAAGCCCUGUACAUAUUAUACGCCCUGUGAAUGCUGAACCUAGCUAAAAGCAAAGAAAUCACCUACAACGGUUACGACCCAUGCCGGUGCUCUAUGGAGACGGAAAGACUUAAUCACGUACUCAUCGCUUAUGUCAUUCCAGAGUGAAGGAGCUGUACGAUGCCGCUCUUGAAGAACUUGGGGUUUACAUGUAGUGGGCUGCACAUGCAAUUAAUGUAGGUAACGCGGCAUCGUGUUUUAAGUGCGUUACCCGCACUGCUUGUACAGGAAGGCGUGAACGUUGUCAUCUUGGAUAGUGUGCAAUGGAUGCACGUGAUGUAGCAGUGUUCAGAUGUGGCGCGUGCUGAUAUGAUCACCGUGUCCCUGAUUGACUGUCAAACCCCGUCACUUGAAUGUCGAGGGCUGUUGUGUUGCUGCACGUGAAGUAAUGGCCCGGCUGUACCACUUACAGAGCCGAAUAUUUUAUGGGCAGCAGCCCAGUUGAUAUGUCGCGCACACAUGCGGCAGAAAAAGCUUGCUGUAUAAUCCCGAGUUGUCAUCCGUGCCUGUAACGCCACCCGGACCAUUCCUCUAGCAGAUUGUCCCUCAUACUGAGGCAUCAUGCAAAUAAUGCACUGCUGUGGUCAACCUACGCACAUUAUGGGCAGCUUGCAACAGCCAGGCAGCAUUUUACCAUUUCCUUGUUCCUGUAAGCAUGUUUUUCAGGAACUUGUAAUCACACACCGCUGGCAAAUGUAUAUGAUGCACCAUGGUUAUUGGUUGUCUGAUUAUUGGAACCUGGCCAGACAGAAUUAUCCCUUUCUUUCUUUCUUUCUUUGUUACUGAGACAUUACCCACCAAGCCUUUCCUGGCAAAUCGCACUAGCAGCCUUGCAUCGUUACUGUUGUUUAAAGGACCGUUAGCGACUAAUUAGUGCAACUAAUUGGUCCAUCCUCUUUUCAGCAGGCAUGGUGAAUCUGUUAAACCAACCUUCCAAUGCGUCAUUUAAAAGUGAGGCCGUGCGGUCAUGCUUCAUAAUGUCCAUAACACUGCUGAGAGGUUCCUUAUUAUGCAAAAAGCACUAGCUACUAGUACUUGCAGCGGAAGAACAUUUUGUAGUUGAGAAGCAAUCUUUUAUUGGCAUGUCUGUAACAGGAGGUUUUCUUUGUGGGGGGAGGGGGGGGAGGAUUAUGAGCUUCUAGAAUUGUCUCGCAUGAUGUUUGGAGCCAUUGAUUGAAUAUAGUGCAAGAUCUUUUUCCCUUUCACCCCUUGAUAUGCGGAGGACAUCCGAUCUGUGCAAGGAAGCUAGCCUUUCAAAUGUCGUAGCAAGGACACAGACAUGCAUUUACAGAAGUGGAAGCACAUGUGCAAGCAAGCAGUAUCGCUAAAAACAUUUGGUCCCCUGCAGAAAUGCGCGUCUGUACAGAACCCAGCACUUGAAACAUGUGGUCCGCAACUACUGCAUAUUGUUGUUAACCGAAGUGUUACGUCUCAAGCCCGCAGUAUGGUUUGCGUUAUUAAUCAUUACUAUGUAUAUAAAUUUUUAAACAUUCUUUUCUUUUUUAGCCUCCAGACACCUCCCCUCGCAUUAUAUUCGUGGUCACAUUAUGUUCGUACAAAUAUUGUGUCUUUUCUGAGUCCCACGAAGUGUACAGACUGAAAUUCUUGUUUUCUCCCAUUGGGUUCUUCGGCAACAUCUCGCCCUUUGUAUUGUUGAGGAUCAAGUAGUGUGCACAGAUUAAAAAAGCGGCCACUGAGGUAUUGUGACUCAUUCUGUCGUUCUGUGUAUCCUUUGCCGUCGAUUUACAGAACAUGCUAUCUGCGAAUCCCCGUGAGCACUCCUUCCCUCUCCCAUUCUUCAGUUAUUGCAUCUUAUUGUGGUAUGCCUGUCGUCUCAGCUCAGUAACGAUCGGCUCCUUUAAAGUUUAUUUAAUUGGAAGUGGGUGUAAGUGCAAGUUCCUUUAUUCAUUCACCGAAACCGCUGCACAGUGUGGCCGAGCCGCUUUUUUUUUUUUUUUUCGCACAAGUACAUGCGUGGCGUAUUGCGUACUGCUUUCUUAUGAUUAGGCACCCUCAUUCUGCUCAUUUGCGUGUGCUUGAAAGUGUUGCGUAAACAGAUCAAGACUUCAGACUAUCUGCCGUCAUGUUCAAAUAAUCCUACCUAGGCAAUCUUGUCAAUUUUCAUGGAUAAAUCAUUUGAAAAUGUUCCGAACAAAACAAGAAGACAAGACGUAGCUGCUGCUGCUGAAGGAGUUAAGCAUGUCACACACACGCAGUCGUGCUUCUAACAGUGGCAGCAGGCAGUUUCGUUGAUACCUUCUACAUUUCUUGUAUGUCUGUUUGUGUGUUUUUAUGUUUUGGCUUGUGUAGUAUUUUUCUGCGGUUAAUAUAUUUAAAUAUAUAUAGUAUACAUAUAUAAAUAUAUACACAUAUACAUACAUGCUAUAUAUAAUAUACAUAUUGUAACAUGUUGCGUGUGAACCCGUGAGUGUUAUGCACGAAAGACCUUAAUUUAAUUGUAAGUUUUGAAGAAACAAGCUGUGCUAACAGUGGUGCAUAUUCAUUGCCAAGCACUAAAACGUAUAAAUAAGAGGAGCACUUCUUUGUAACAUUCAACAUCUGUUAAUUUAUCGCCAAUCAAGUGGGCUAAGCAGAAUUCCUCAGAAACGUCUGAUAAUCUAAGUAAAGGAUGCAUUUAGAAAGCAGCCGCCUUUAGGAACUUCUGAAUUUGGUCAUGUUAUAAAGAAGGCUGUACUAACAUUGUGUAUUGCCACAUAGAAGUAGUAUCUGAACAGUGCAUGAAUUUUGCUUUUCCUGGUCUCGUGGACUUCCACGUGUACUGCGACAACUUUGGGAAAGUUUGGGGACGUUCAAACAUUCAAAAGUGCAAGAUUCAUAGAUUUAUUUUUAUAUUUUGUUUCGAAAUCCUCGUAGGUUCAUUAUCAGAUUUUAACCUGCCCUUGCUGUACCUUAUUGCACUUAUUCACUACGCAGCUCGUCUUUUUAAUUUAAAUGAGUCUUACUAAACGUGAGACAUUUCUUCGUAGCUGCAGUGUAUAAAAAAUGGAACCUAGCGGGAUUUUUGUUUUUAGAAGUCGGGUGUAGUAAAGCGCCUCUCGGGUGUGCAGAUACAUUUGUCACAUCAGAAUUGUGGGUGGAUAGCCCAUGUCAUUUGCUUUAGAGAAGGAUGGCACCAUUUCACCACCUCAUUUAUAAAUUAAAAGUUGCUCUCUUAAUUGUGCAUAGCUAGGCCAUAGACCAUUUCUCAGCUUGCUCAUUGAGCAUUCUUUUGUCUCUCCCGUUUGCUGCUUUGUUUGCCUUGCUUCCUUUGUACCGCCUCUGCACCACUUCAGCAAAAUGACUCGCUAUGGUCACUCUUUUUGUUGAAUAUGUGAUGCGACACACUCGGUGAAAUGUUGAAAAACGUCAAAAAAUAUUUCAUGUGCCACACACAGGUGUUUCACAUCAGAUUCCAGUAGGCUUCCAUUAAUUUUAUUUCUAUUUUAAAUUUAUCGUAUUUAGUGCUAGUUAGCACCUACAUACAGUCAACUGCCGAUUUUUCGGACGCCCGAUUUUCCGGACAUGCUCGAAAAUUCGGACGCUUUCGCGGCACCGUCACCAGCCCCAUAGACUUAAAUGUAUUAGAACGUCCAAAAUUUCGGACGCUGAAGCUAUUCCGCGUCCCAUUUUUCGGACUUUCUGCCCAAAUUGCAGGUCCGAACGGCAUUAUUUGAAGCUCCCACCUCUGCCGCGUCUAUCAUCUCUUAGGUUCGAACCAGCGCUUUCACGAGUCGAUCUGUUUGAGACAGUAGCAGAGUCCGAAAGUCAGCUUUGCCACAAUGCCAAAGCGUUAUGGGGUGAAGCAGACCAGAAAUUCAAAGGGGCCGCUAUCACGGCGCCGUGCGGCGAUGUUACGGAUAAGCAGCGGAAAUGCAUGGAGGCGUGAUGGCGGCAGCUGGCAAAUGCGCCAGUGCGGCUUAAUCACUGACAACCCUUACGAUAAGCAUCUUUAGUUUACUGAUCGGUAGUGCACUUGACCUAGCGCAGUUGCAUGCGUACUGCACGCAUUUAAUAGCCGAGAACCCAAAUGCGCUGCGCCGCCAUUCCUGCUGCCUCUUUGUGCGAGACCGCUAAGUGCGCCGCAUAGACGUGUUGCCUUCGCGGAGGAAACCAGAUCGCCAUUGCCGCGCCCAUGUGCGGUCAGGAACUAAGUGCGCAUCACGAACCCAUUCAUGAUAAAUGCGUGCGUACGAUACAGCAACAGUAAAGUGACGGCGUCAGCUUAGUUGGCGAUGUGCUGCACACAACUAGAAACGAUCGGCUUGACACGGCAGCAAAUGCUGCGUAUCGGUGGCGAUUCGGCGAUGUGUGUGCGCAUUUUUACAUGCGCACACGCAUCGGGGAAAGCCGGACGAGUCGUCCGCGCUUCCGCCGCAGACUUUGUGUUCCGCGUCAUCGUUUACAAACGCUUCAUGCGGGAUAGCCGUAAUCCAUUCCGCGCUUUGCUGUUAUCAGCGGCGUUCAUCACGAGACGCAAAAGUGGCGGUUGGCACAUACGUAGUUAAGCGGGGUUCGCGGCAGGUACCGAAUGUAUUUGUGAGAGCCUGGGCGCGCACCAAAAUGCCUGAUAAUUGUACUGGGAGGCAUUAAAGCUAUUUCGGACGUGGCUGUGGCGAUUUGACCACUUGAGCAGAAUAAAAAAGCAUGAAUUUGUUUUUUCGGACGAUUUCGCGGUUUCUAGGGAGUCCGAAAAAUCGGCAGUUGACUGUAUUUUUUGUGCAAUUUGGUAUUCAAUAGACCUAAGCCUAGUUUCGUACAAGUUGGUUCACAAGUUUGUUAGGAAGUUUUUGAGAUACUAAACGCCAAUUGAUAAUCGUUUGAGAAAGUGCCAAACCUUGGGCUCUAAAGCUGCAGUCAGCCACUACAUUUUAUGGAACAUGGGUUUCACAAGUAUGGAACUUGCAUUUUCUUAUGGUAUGGUGCUUGUAAUUUGAUGGGAUCUCUGUUUAGGUUGCAGGAACUAGCCUGAAAUUGAAUUAGUGCAAGUCUACUGUAUCCACUGACUAGUUUCAAAGCACAACUGAACCUGCUAGUGAGCUUUUGUGGUAAACUUAAACACACUCCUCCAUUUGCACUGCCGCACAGCCAAUGGUCUCGGUGCUUUCUUUGUAUUGUCGUCUUGUACGUUGCAGUACUUACAUUUUCCGUGCUACUCUUUGGGUGUAAGUACAUGUUGUGUGGUACCCAAAGUCCUCCUAGAAUUGUGGUAAAUGUACAAACUGACCCUUGUGUUUUCUGUUGUUGAGAAAUUUGGGCACACACUACGCAUUACGGUUGCCCAGUGCCAUUUGGCAUUGUGCUGUACAGAAACUUAAAAGGUCAUGUGUUGUUGCUCCAAAGCUUGGUGUUGUGUUGUAUGCCUGCACUUUUGCUCUUGCAAGGAAAUGGUGAUGGACUCAGUUGGCGAGAUAAGGCUGGUGGUGUGUUCCAUUUCGGAUAAAGGCAGCAAUAUUGCUUGUGGCAAUGUGCUUUUUUUUCUUCUUCAGAUGUUUAUAUUUAAACACAUAGAACAAGUUUUAUAGCAGAUUGCAAUGUGUAGCAAGUGUAGUGUGUAAUACUAACAACUAGCAGCCAUAUUACCACCACCGUGCCUUGCUUGUAUCAACGUACUGUUCACAAAAGUUGUGUACGUCAAGUGCUGUUGAAGGCUGCAUUGUGGAAGAGUCCUUGCAGAAUUUGCAAUGUGGAACACUUCGAUAAGAUUUUUUUUUUUUUUCAUUUGACUGUGGCGGUUUCCUUUUUUGUUAUUCUUGCUAUUGGUGCAACUGGAACAUGCGCAAUGUUCGCCGUUUGCGUAUUGUUUAAAUUGUUUAAAACCUAGAUUUAUGCAAAAAAAAAAUCUACAUUGUUGCCCAUGUUUAAUAUAAAGAGAGAGCAGUGUGCCCACGUGGCAGAGUUUUGUAAGGCAAGAAGUAUCUAUGCAGAAGUGUUUUGAACAUUUUCUUGUUCUCCUUGCGAGGAGGAGAGCGUCAUUUACAUAACUCGAGUAACCGCAGUACCCCUGCCACACGAGCUUUACAAAAGGUCACUCUACGUAAAUGAGUCUACCAAUUCUUCUUCAAGUGGAGUUUAUCAAAGCCACUGAGUAAGCCCAGUUUUUCCGGAUAGCCAGAACGCUUCAACACAGUACAGUUUUUAACAUGGUGCAUUCAUCAAAAUAAAAUCGCAUUUACGGUGCUGUGUGGCAGGGGUACUAACCUUAUCACCUAUCCCACAUAUUGCUGUUGAGUUCGCGUUAGUGCAUGGCCGCCUUCUUCACGUCUGUGGACUUCAUGUGGUGGCACAAAAUGCGGCUCUUAUGGUCACAAGAGAGAGUUGGUUGCAUGGACACUAUUUAUUGAGAACUAAACAUAUUUACUCCACCCAAGAACAAACCUGUGGGAGUGCCUUUCUACUUCUCUGUUGUAUGUGUAUGUUACCAUCGUUCACAUAGUGAUGAGUAAAUGAAAUUUAUGCAACA